Angiostrongylus costaricensis is the source of this 543-nucleotide messenger RNA. The record is from the annotation of a GenBank genome assembly. NCBI's taxonomy places the organism in Eukaryota, Metazoa, Nematoda, Chromadorea, Rhabditida, Metastrongylidae.
AUGAACAUUCUGUAUUGUCAUGGUCUCGGAUCGUCGAUCAACAAUCGAAUCAGCACCAGUCUGAUGGAGUACUUCCGUAAAACACCGCACUAUUUUGAACGAUUACUUUAUCGUAAUCCUGGCAGUCGACACGUUUUGUGGAAUAUCUCGGAAUGGCGAAAAGAUAUUGAGAAACGAGUCGAUGGACAAGAAUGGGUGGUUAUCGCUAGUAGUGCCGGGUGCCACGCAGCACUUAACGCGGCAAGGAAUCGACCUGGUAACAUCAAGGGAUUAUUUUUAUUCUGCCCUGGUGUCUCGUUAUCAUUCGACUAUGUAGACAACAUAAUUCCCGGAGGUAGUGUUGUUCUCAGAAAUGGCCAAACUCUUAUCCAUCCGGCUUCGCGAGGAGGACAUGAAGCGUUAGUGGAUCGUGAAAAUCUUCAACACUAUUUGGAUGUAAAACCUCAGAUGGACAUCGAACCCGUGAUUACCGCACCAGGGGCUGAUGUGCGAUCCACCACAUCAAUAUGCUUGGUUCUGCUAACCAUUCGUGUUGACGGCUGA